This is a messenger RNA of Cladophialophora psammophila CBS 110553, 588 nucleotides long. RefSeq lists its product as uncharacterized. Lineage: Eukaryota; Fungi; Ascomycota; Eurotiomycetes; Chaetothyriales; Herpotrichiellaceae. The record is from RefSeq and is a predicted model, not a curated record. The transcript has a single exon. Bases 1 to 588 code for a protein of 195 amino acids.
AUGGUCGUCGUGUCCGUCAAGGUGCCUGAGCACGGCGCCAACUUGAUCACCAUACCGGCCGGACAUGCCAUGGAUGCCCUCUGCUACGUCUUUGGGGAGAUGACGGAUUUGCAGGCCAAGUUGGCAACACGACGACCGACAAUGACCAUUGUUGAUCCCUCGGGAAAGGUGCUCAGGACUGUUAACAAGACUUCGCAUGACUGGAUGUCGGUGACAGGCACGCUCGAGCGGGGAGGAGGCGUCGCCACGGUCGUGUAUCAAGGUGGCAUCUCAGACACGGGCAAGGACUUUUACUGGGAAAUAAAUGGCACCAAAGGAAAUCUUGUGCUCGAGAGCCCCAACGGCCAUAUUCAGAUGUUCCACCCGACAAUCAAGUUUGCGAAAGCAGGCGCAGGGGCUGCACAGCUGAAGGAGAUCGACGGAGAACCGGCCACGGACUUUGCGUACAAUGUGGGAAAGGCUUGGGAUGCGCUCAUGGGUGAAGGAGAUGGCAGUGUAGUGACUUUCGAAGAUGCAUUGCUUAGACACCGCAUGAUUGACGCGAUGUACCGUAGUAACGAAAAGGGGACACGCGAGUCGUUACUAUGA